Molecule: messenger RNA, 3597 nt
Organism: Trichomonas vaginalis G3
Lineage: Eukaryota; Parabasalia; Trichomonadida; Trichomonadidae
Exons: 1
Coding region: 1-3597 (1198 amino acids)
Biological process (GO): cell migration; regulation of Arp2/3 complex-mediated actin nucleation
Cellular component (GO): lamellipodium; plasma membrane
Source: RefSeq, a predicted model, not a curated record
AUGGAUGUGAUUCUUGAUUCUGUUACGAAAAGCUCAAUAUCAAUGGGUCAUACUCCUAUAUUUACAGCUAUUUGUAAAGAAAAUAGUAGUAGUAUACUGAAGAAAAACUCAAUAAUCAUCGUGACUGAUUACGGUUUAGAUAUUUAUUCUGCAGCCAAAGGUAAUUUAAGAACUACACUCUCUUGGAUAGCAAUUUCUAAAGUUGGUAUUAAAAACAACGAUAUUUCACUAAAAUUUAGCAGUAAAAGUGUUUCAAUAUCUACAGAACUAUAUGCUUCGAAGUUAUUUGGUGCUAUUGUUCACUGUCUUCAGCAAUUACUUUCGAGUUUUGAAAUACAGCUUCUCCAAAUUGAUAAAUUCAACGUGCCAAAAGCAAAACAUUCAGGUUAUGGAGCACUUUUACGUUUUUCUGAACUAGCUAGAUCUAAUGGUAAGUUAAUUUCACCUGAAUCACUCGAAAAAUUAAAAAACGUGUUAAUGAUUUCGAAAAAAGAAGUCGAUUUGUCAAUUCUUGGUGAUCUCCCAACAACAUUUCCGAUAUUUCUAGGCACUUUACCACUCAUUUCUACUAUACAAUCACUCAAUAUCCCUCAAAUUCCGAUGUUUCCUACUUAUCAAGUGCUUUCAGACUAUGCUGCAUCAAUCGCCCGACUCAAUUACGUUGAUAUUGCAGGACAGGUUAGUGAACUAUUCAAAUUAUUCCUUACGAAGCUUUCCAACAUGCAAAAUUCAAAAUUAUUAGGACUUUCAUUCACAAACUCUGAUUUUACAGUGGAAUAUCUAAGUCUUCUUUCUAAUUUCAUCUCUACUCAAAAGAUUUCUGCAAUUGGCUUUCACAACGCGAUAAUUUAUGAUGCGAUGCCGCAUUUUUACUCGAAUUUCUUUACAUCAACCAUGGUUGACUCUUUGACAGUUCUUAAUCUCGAUAACACAAAGAAUCUCGACAUACAAAAGCUGUUUCCUUCAUUAAAGAACAUUUAUAUUUUAAGUCUUGAAAAUUGCAAUCUUUACAUCGAUAAAGUGUUUUCUCAGAUGGAAAUAAGCGGAUUCAGGAACAUCAGAGCUUUAAAUAUAUCAAACAACUUAUGUGAGCAUCUCCCAACAACAGCCAUUUCUCUUCCACAAACAUUGAUUUCUAUUGUUGCAAAUAACAUAAGAUGGAAUGAUUUGUGUUUGUUAAACAUGCUGAAAAUUGUUUUUUCCAAGCGAAGAAACAACACGAAACUGAGUCUUUCUUAUGCAAAUGCAAGUCCUGAUGAAUGGCAAAGAGUUUGGCAAUUCUUUUCUACUUGUAAUUAUGAUAAUUUGAUAUCAUUUACAUGGGAUGGAAAUCCUGUCAAUGUUUCUUUGUUUUCUUUCCUUUUGAUCAACCAACAACUUGAAUUCCUUUCCAUGUCAGAUAUUUUCUCUCAGAAUGAACCCAACACUGUAACAAUCUUUUCAAGAUAUCUCGAGAAAACAGAGUCAUUGAAAUUCCUCAUUUUGAAAGGAGGAAAUCAAAAAUAUCUUGGAAGAUUAAUAGGAGCAAUUACAAGAGUUACAAAUCUAAGGAAGUCAUUGAUUCAUUUAGAUAUAAGUAACAACAAAAUCGGAGAUAUUGGAUUAGAUCAAAUCAAGCCAUUGUAUACUCAAAAAACUGAAUUGAAAAUGAUUAAUUUUGAUGGUUCUUCUCCAACAUCGAAAGAUUCAAUGUUAAAUAUUCUUUAUUUGGCCGCACAGAACUUGGAACAAACACAUACGAGUUUCCCAAUAAAAGAUAUGAAUAUGAUGAAAGAUACUUCAAUGAUUUCAAAUGAAAUUUACAAUACAAUGUUGACGAAAUUCCAAAAGGCUCCGAAAUUAAACGGAGUCCCUUAUGGAGAACAGAUGUAUCCUAUUCCAACAACAUCUCCUUUCAUUGGACCUUUCAAUUAUUUCGUGGAAGAAGAGCAGACGAGUUUUCCGAAAUAUUUAACUAAAGAAGAAUUAUAUGACAUCAAGAAAGAACCAGAAAAACCUUUCCUUAGUACUAAUGGCAAAAUUGAUUUCUCUUCAAACAAAAUCUAUGCAGGAACAAUGGGAAGACCAAAGACGAAACCAAUCCUUGCACAAGACAUCUUCAGUCAGGAUACAAAUACUUCUGCAUCUCCAAAAUUUGCUCCUGUUCAAAGGCAAGUUCCUCAACAACAAAAGCAAAUUCCUCAGCAAAGACAAAUGCCUGAAAAGAGAAGAGCUCCUUCUGUUGCAAGUGCAAGAUCUGUUCCAAAACAAAAGUUCGUUGAGCAUGAUUUCUUAAAUAACAUAAGGACUGAUAACAACAUUAACUCUGAUUCUGAUAACAGUUUUUAUGGAGGAAAAGGAAAACAAAAAUCUUCUUCUGUUGCUCCUCAAAAUCGUAAUGAUUAUGAUUAUUAUUCUGAAUCAUCAUCAUUUGAAAUAUUGAAGCCACAACCUAUGCAAGCUCCAAGAAUCAAUAGAAGACCUCCAUCAAGAGCACAAACAAGAACAUUACCAGAAUCACAGUUAAAUACAAUUGCUAGUAAUACUUCGCCUUCUUCAAAGAGGACAAGAGGAAGAAGAGAAAAAGAAAGACCAGCACCAAUUGUUACGAAACCUGUUCAAUAUAAUGAUGAGUACUACUCAGAUGAAGAAGAAGUUUAUCCUCAACAAAGAAGGCAACAAAUUAAGCAGCCUCAAAGUGUUAGGAGCAAUAAAUCUCAAAAGAAACCUGUUCAAACUUAUGAUGAAUACGAAUAUUAUUCUGAUGAAGAAGAAGAAAUUACACCUCCAAGAUCAACAAGAAGCACAAGAAGUCAAAGACCACAACAACAGCAAAAGAAAUACAGAUACGAAGUGGAAACAAAUACUUCGCAAAAGAGAAAACCUAAGCAAGUCAUUCAACAAGAUGUUGAUUAUGACUACAAUGAUGAAUAUUCAGAUUAUUAUGUUGAACAAAAAGCUCCAUCUAGAAAAACACGUUCAAUUCAACAAUCUCCACAGAGACAGAGGCAAAGGCAAGAGCAGCAACCACAACAGCAUCUUCAUCGCAAACAAAUGGUCCAAGAACAACCAAAACGCAAUAGAAGAAAACAAAAUAUUGAAGAAGUUCAGCAACCUGUUCAAAGAACCGUCAGAAAACAACGAACAUUAAAAGCUGCUCCUCCUCAACGUGAAUUUCAUGAAGAGCCUCUUCAGCAACAACCUCAAAUAAGAAGUCAUAGCAGAUAUCAGCACAGAUUAGAGCAGGCAAUGGAAGAAACAAGGAAGACAAGAUAUAUUUCAACCUCAAACGAUAGGAGAAUUAAUGAUGAAAUAAUUCCAAAUGAGAGAACUUCAAAGAGGCAAACAUCGUCAAGAAACACACCUACAGCAUCAAGAACUAGUAAUUCACAACGCAACACGCCAAGACAACAGAAGAAAAUUGUUGAAAGCGAUUAUUCUUAUGAUGAAGACCAAAACUACAAUCAAUACGAAUCACCAAAAGGUGUUGUUAGAGUUGAUGCUAGAAAGCUUCAUGCAGAUACAAAUUCUGCUGAAUCAUAUGGUGAAUAUUAUUAUGAUGACGAAGAAGAAGAGGAAAUUAAAUAUCAACCAAAGAAGCGUUACCACUAUCAAUGA